Dendronephthya gigantea is the source of this 3790-nucleotide messenger RNA. RefSeq names its product WD repeat-containing protein 64-like. Lineage: Eukaryota; Metazoa; Cnidaria; Anthozoa; Malacalcyonacea; Nephtheidae. The transcript has 35 exons. The record is from RefSeq and is a predicted model, not a curated record. Bases 272 to 3715 code for a protein of 1147 amino acids. Gene Ontology annotation, molecular function: protein binding.
UUUGACUGCCAUAGAUACGGCGUGAUUUUCUGAAAUAUUUUAAAUUUAUUAAAACAAAUUUCGUUUGUUUUGUCAAUUCUUUUAUCCGAUCGGCGAGAUUACACAAAAUUACGACAGAUCAGACAAAAAUAUUGCGUAUGAUUUGGUAAAAUCGAGCUUGAUCGCAGCAAAGAAUGCUGAAAUAAACGUUUUGCCGUUUGUUUACUUUCAACAAAUGGCUACUAAAAAAUGUUGUAUUCUGUAAACAAACUGCUCUUUAUAGAGGCUUACCAUGGAGCAACGAAAGACAAGCUCCAGACCAUUUACUGUCGGGAGUUUUGGACGAAAAUUGGAAUUAUUUGAUAGAUUUAUUGAGGAAUUCACUCACGUUGAUGAAGAGCUGAAUCCGGAGGAAAGACGAUUGGAGUUGCAAGAACGAUUAACUAAUGGAUAUGAACCAUUUUGUGCAGAAAUCAAAAGUUUAUUUGGUGCCGAUGUAAAUAGUCAUGAUGUUAAGGCAUUGUUUAGAAAGAUCGCAGCCAAUCCAGAAGCAGAAGUAGAUUGGAGUGAGUUAUUUGGUAUUGGAAAUACUGGUCAAGAGCAAACGGAACAAUUGUUAGCAGACGAAGGUUUUUCAGUCUUUACGGUUUCAAAAAGAAGAUAUCUUGGAGAUGCAGGAGGUGACAAAAAACGACGUGACUUUAUUCGCAACAUAACCUAUGUACCAAAGCUAGAUAUCUUUAUCAGUUCAUCCGAAAAAGGAAUUGUUUGUCAGUGGAGCAGCAAGUUUCGCUUGCAAAGUUGUAUUGAUAUUAAUGAGACAUCUUGGAUUACUGGUUGUGAUUACUGCCCUGGUUUACGGAGAAUUAUUAUAACCUGCGAACGUUCUCUUGCGAUAUGGGAUUACCGAGCGAAACAAAAACAAUCCAAUAUCAUCCAGAUCAAACCGUUGGAACAAAUGAUCCACUGUAUGACUUAUGUACCACGGAGGUUGGAUAACAUUCCAGAUGACUGCAUCCUUUUUGGUGAUGAUCAUGGUUUUAUAAAUAUUCUAAGAUUAUCUUCGAAGGAUCUUCAUAUGAAAAAUGCCGGAAAUGAUGCUCAAACGAUGAUCAUUGAGCCUUCAAAACUUACCAAUGAAAUAAUACGAAGAAAAGUUCACAAUGAUUGGGUCAUCAAGGUGAAAUAUUUUCCACAACUGGAGCUGUUCGGUUCCUGCUCACCUUGUUCCACAACUUCUUUCGUUCUUGGAGAUUUGGAUAAACUUCUUGCCCAACAGCCGUUACGUGAACUCUCUGUUCCAAAAGGAGUGAAUUGUUUUGAUUAUUGUGCCCGGGCGAAUGUCAUCGCUACUGCAGGUGCAGACAAGAUUAUCCGAAUGUGGCAUCCAUUAAUCUUCACGAGGCCAACCGGCAAGUUAAUCGGACACCUUUUCACAAUAUCAGAAUUGACGGUGAACGAAAACGACCAACACUUGAUCAGUUUAUCAACGGCUAGGGUUUUUAGGAUAUGGGAUGUUCAGACUCUAACAUGUUUACAGGUGUUCACAAGCAGUGACACCAACCCGAGCGAAAAACGGAUCAGCACGAUGCUCUACGAUCCCAAGAGAGACCGAUUGAUCACAGGCUGUGGCUCAAUUGAGAUGUGGCCAUUAACCAGGGCUAUACAGGAUUCACUCCAGUUACCUCAUACUCACGAUAGAUCAUUGGCUCAAGUCCUGUACAACAGUCAAAUGAAUCAGGUUGUCACAAUUUGUCUCGAACCAGUGUUGAAGGUUUGGGAGAUGGAGACGGGUCACUUGGUCUAUCAUAUACAAGAACCUCACGGUCCUGGGCACGAAGUUACGGCGCUCAACGUCAACACGACGGGAUACCGACUGAUCACGGGCGGUUACGAUGGUUCCAUGAAAGUUUGGGAUUUUGGCAGCGGUCAGCUUCACAAGUCUUAUCACCAUUCCUUAAAAGAUUCUGAUAUUAAAGAUUCCACAAUCACCGGCGUUGUUUACUUUCAUUUGAAUGGUAAACAAUGUGUGCUUGUAUCAAGCUGGGGUCAUACCAUCCGUGUGUUCGAGGACAAUGUCAGCUCUGAUUCUUUGGAACUUCUUCUCAGUUUAUCAGACGCGUAUGUUUGUCCACCAACACCCAAAGUCGUCCGCAAUGGAGAUGAAGUAUUCACUUCGAAAGCACCGCUGCCACCAAUAGGCGAAACAACAGAGUUCGCUGCAACUGAGGAUGACGCGGUGAACCUGUUGUCCACGUGUCAGGUCACGUGUUUGGACUAUUUCUCACCUCGUCUUCUGGCUGCGGGCACAACGGUUGGAAUAAUUAUCUUGUGGGACAUAGAGCAAGGCAAGGUCAUUCGGAGGUUUGAACGAGCGGAAUCCCGAGGCGGGAACAGCAGAAGAACGUCGAAACACAGCCAUGAUUCAGAGUACAAGUUGGUUCAUGCUUGCAAGAUCAUUUCAUGCCAGAAAUCUGGCGUUUCGCGUGGAAUAACAAGCGUGCUUGGGACGACAGCACAGAAGGAUGACAACGUGGAUAUCGAAGCUACAUCAAAUCCUGACAGUGACAAAAAUGACCGCACGACUGACACGGAAAAAAACGAAGAAAACGAAGAUGAAGACGAACAUUUUGAAGUGAAUGAAAACGAGAUUGACGAUGAAAGAGAAAUUGACGAUGAUGUAAACAUCGAUGAGGAAGCCUCGAGGUUCAGUGAUGGAGGAAUGUCUGAGGAUGAUGAAAGAAAAUCUGCCGUCGAUGAAGAUGAUCAAAAAUUUCAUGAAAAUGAAGAAACACAAUUUCAACAAAGUCUUGACAAUCUUGGCGUUAUUUCCGCCCAUCAUGAUGGCUAUAUUAGAUUUUGGAACUACGAGGGCACUCUCUUUACCGAAGUAAGAAUGACGGUGAAUCAGCGAUCAUCUUCAGUCACUGCAUUGUCCUAUCAACCUUAUUCCAACUUGCUCAUAACAUCUGAUGUCAGAGGUUACGUUAUGAUGUGGGAUAUUGAAAAUUUCCUUCAUCAUCUGUGUGGAAACACGAAUGGGACAAACGAUAGUUUGAGAGGCGUCGAUCAAGUGAUCUACUGGCGGGCGCAUCUCAAUAAAAUUGUAGCAAUGGAACAGGUCAAAAAUAGCGAUGUUCUAAUUACCGCCUCUGUCGACUCCUCGGUCAGGGUUUGGCACCAAGGCACCGGUCAUUUUAUUGGGUUCUUUGGUCAACCAAGAUUGUGGAAUAUUCCCAAUGCAAGUUCCAUACCCUCGACACCAUUACGACCUUACGAUAUUUCUGAGGCUCCAAAAAAGUUGACACGGCAAACAAAAUUGGUUAAAAACAAACCAAAAACGAAUGAAACUGUAGAUUGUCCUUUGGCGUUUGACGAUGAAAGAUGGAAACCGUUCAGAUAUUCAGCAAAAGACGAAACAAGAAGCACUCAAGAUAAUAAAAAAUUCUUCCACUCUCUGUCAAAACCACGGCAUUAUAAUUUCCAUCUGGACAGCAGCCAAUCACGUGUGAAUGAUCCAGCCGCUGUUUUCCGAUCUCUGCCUGUUUACAAGAUUGACGAACCAGAACGGUUACGAACUCCUGCAGUGAAUAGCUCAUCCUGGUUGACCAAUCCUAUCACAGGAACAACUUAUGCUGCCAGUAAACCCAUAGCAGCUGUGAACAAUAAUGAAGUUGCAAAGAACCUGGAGAAUCUAAUCACACGUUUUCCCCAUGCAGUACACCACAGAAGAUAACAGAUUGAUGGUUUUUGUGUAAGAGGAAUUGUGGACUACAGUUCUUUGCAUCCUGAUGAUUGAAGGUAACAGACG